This is a messenger RNA of Rhinichthys klamathensis goyatoka, 868 nucleotides long. RefSeq names its product SFT2 domain containing 2b (gene sft2d2b). The record is from RefSeq and is a predicted model, not a curated record. Gene Ontology annotation, cellular component: membrane. The transcript has 8 exons. NCBI's taxonomy places the organism in Eukaryota, Metazoa, Chordata, Actinopteri, Cypriniformes, Leuciscidae. The coding region runs from base 172 to 657 and encodes 161 amino acids. Gene Ontology annotation, biological process: vesicle-mediated transport.
CGUUACCGUGGCUACACACGGAAGUUAUCUUGUGCACCUGUUACACUACCAAACAGGAAAAGGAACGAAUCACUACAUAUUUACUUGAACAAAGUAGCUUCGAGGCAGUUUUUUUUUUAACUUGACACAUCUUUUUUGGAUCGUUUUUUAAACCAGUCAAUCUCAACCUUAAUGGACAAAUUAAAGAAAGUUUUGAGUGGCCAAGAUGGCAAUGACGACCUCAACGUACUGCAGGCAGCGAAUGAAGCGUCAACACUGGGAUGGGGCACGCGCGUCAAGGGAUUCCUCGCGUGCUUUGUGUCGGGCGUCUUGUGUUCAGUUUUGGGGACCUGCUUGCUCUGGGUUCCGAAAAGCGGACUGACACUCUUUGCAGUCUUUUACAGUUUAGGUAAUAUUGCUUCUCUUUUGAGCACUAUGUUCUUAAUGGGUCCAUUAAAGCAACUCAAGAGGAUGUGUGACAAGUCGAGAGCUCUGGCAACUGGCAUUAUGAUUACAUGCCUGGUGCUAACCUUUUGUGCUGCCUUUUGGUGGAAGAAUAAAGGCCUUGCUCUGCUGUUCUGUAUCCUCCAGUUUUUGGCUUUUACAUGGUAUAGCAUAUCCUACAUUCCAUUUGCAAGGGAUGCAAUUAUUAAGUUGUUCUCUGCGUGCUUCAAGUGAGAUGCCUCUACAUUUGGCUGUGUGCUUCUCUGGCUUCAGCACUGGUUCUGCGUUCAAUGCCACUCAUGUACCCACUCUGGAACCUGGCACAGACACCACACCACACUACAGGCGCUCCGCUUGCUCUCCGUAACGGAUGGACACUCAAUCUGUGUGAACAAGCACACACAGACAAGUUCUCUCUCUCUCUCUCUCUCUCUCUCUCUCUCUC